AUGAACGUUUUCGAGCAAAUCGUCGACACCGUUAAAGAUGGCGUCGAGACGCUCACUCUCACCGAAGUCAUCCAGGUUCGUUUUUGAUAUUUUCUUCAUUAAUUAUCUUUGGAGCUUAUGUUACUGACAAGGGUGGUCAUUUUGCAUUGCGCUUAGUAAUCUUCUGAAAAUUGGCCAUAACACUCCUUAAUGUACCUCACGUCAAAGUUUCUGAAUUUACACAAAAAGCAAGUGCGCGUUUCGGACAAAAAUACGUCAUUCUACGUCACAAAUUAAACUGAGUAUUCAACGUUAAUAACUUGUUCGUUCGAACACCAUUGGCUGCGUACUUCCGAUUUGACUUUUUGCGCCAAAAUUUUUUUACCGUGGUACCUGAAAGGUGCCCAACUUUCUAACUUUUCAGGAAUAGGGCCUCAAAAUCAAGUGAAAACCCUUAAAAUAUGUGGGAAUAGGCUAUUUUUGGGCUUUGAGUCCCCGUUCCUCGAAAAUCAGAAAACUGUGCAGGUUGAAACUUCUAGGAUGUUUUUCUGGUACACCAGGCUCGGGCGUCAGGCUCUGGGCCUACAAUUUAAAAGAAAGCCUGCGUGGGCUCUUGAGUUUUUUGGGCCGGGCAUUUUGCUUAGGGCCUCCCUAGGGCCGGGCCGGGGGACCGAGAGGUUGACGGGCCGGCCCUCGCACAAGCCUGGGGUACACCAAAGAAUUUUCUGGCCAAUUUUCUGGAAAUUCCUCACAGUAAAAUGAUCUCAAAAAAGUAUCUAGUUUUGAAAUUAAUUGUCUGAAGCAAUCUAGGACACCUUGAUAUCAUAUGAGUCAAGAAACUUGCGCCUUCCAUUCUGAUUUGCUUGAUGAAAAAGACCAAGAAAAAUCUUUUAUCAAAAACUAGGGACCACCGCAGGUUUUCAGAAGCUUCCAGUGUCCAGAAUGAAUGGAAAACCUCCUUUCAAAUGGAUGGUAUUUUUUUAGUCCCAUGAUAGACUAACAAUUAGUGAAGCCUUUUUUGUUAAUAUCUCUUCAAAAAGCUAUUUCCAGGUUCCUGCUGGUCAAGGCGGCAACAUCAUCAACAAUAUGAUGCACCAGCUUCCAUUCCAACCGAACCAAGGUCCGAACCAGAACUGCCCGGCUCCACAGAACCCGCAGUUCGACCCGAGAAAUCAGCAGAACCCGAACUGUCCUCCUCAAAAUCAGCAGAAUCCGAACUGUCCCCAGCCUGUCGUUGGCGGCAUCGGCCUGCAGAAUCCACAAUACAAUCCUCAGAAUCCGAAUUGUCCCCCUCAAAACCCACAGAAUCCGAAUUGUCCUCCUCCAAAUCAACAAAAUCCAAAUUGUCCCCAGCCUAUCGUAGGCGGCAUCGGCCUGCAAAAUCCACAAUAUAAUCCUCAGAAUCCGAAUUGUCCCCCUCAAAAUCAGCAACCUUUCCAGAAUCCUCAGUACAAUCCUCAGAAUCCCAACUGCCCUCCAGCUCAACAGAACCCAAAUUGUCUUCCUCCAGCUCAACAGAAUCCUCAAUAUAACCCUCAAAAUCCGAAUUGCCCUCCUAUAAAUCAGCAGCCUGGUCAAAAUCCUCAGAAUCCGAAUUGUCCACCUCUAGCCCAACAGAACCCAAAUUGCCCUCCUAUGAACCAGCAGCCUGGUCAAAAUCCUCAAUAUAAUCCUCAGAAUCCGAAUUGCCCUCCUCCAGCUCAACAAAAUCCUCAGAACCCAAAUCGCCCUCCUCCAGCUCAACAAAAUCCUCAGUACAAUCCCCAAAAUCCAAAUUGUCCUCCUAUAAACCAGCAACCUGUUCAAAAUCCUCAAUUCAAUCCCCAGAACCCAAAUUGCCCUCCUCCUGCUCAACAAAAUCCUCAGAACCCCAAUUGUCCUCCUCAGAAUCAGCAGCCCUUCCAAAAUCCUCAAUAUAACCCUCAGAAUCCAAACUGUCCGCCUUCAAUCCAACAGCCUCAACUUCCGAUUCACAUCACCUUUGUACCUGAUCAGCCGGCCCAGAACCCAAACUGUCCUCCAGCUCCAAACUCAGGUCUCGAUAUCCAAAUCACAUUGUUGAAUGAUCAAGGUAACACCCAAAAUCCGAAUUGUCCUCCUCAGAACCAACCAAAUCCGAAUUGUCCCCCAGGUCAGCAGAAUCCUCAAUACAACCCUCAGAAUCCGAAUUGUCCUCCUCAAAAUCAGCAACCUUUCCAGAAUCCUCAGUACAAUCCCAACUGUCCUCCAGCUCAACAGAACCCGAAUUGUCCUCCUCCAGCUCAACAAAAUUGUCCCCCCAUCCAAAGCUGCAACGUUCCAGCAACCUACAAUCCGUAUAAUUGA
Messenger RNA from Caenorhabditis auriculariae, 2304 nucleotides. The record is from the annotation of a GenBank genome assembly. Lineage: Eukaryota; Metazoa; Nematoda; Chromadorea; Rhabditida; Rhabditidae.